AUGUCAGACGAGCCAUCAGCUUCUUCCGCCUUGCCAACAACAGAAGCAACAACAAGUCCUAGAAUGGAUACAGACGAGCAGGAAAACAAGGAUGCACAACCACAAAGCGCCAAGUCUACAGAGACUGAUACAGUUGCACCAGCUACGCCUAUGAAUGUGGACAAUGCACCUUCACAAAGCACAACAGACGCAAAAGAUGCAGGUUCACAGCAACAGCAAUCAUCAUCGAUUGAGAGGAAUGUUACAACAUCCCCUGAUCAAGCUCCUUCUAGUUCAACAGCAACAACAGCAGCAACAACGACGCCGACGCCGAUAUCAUCAGUUCCCCCAAUCCAGGCCAUUGUUGGAGAUGAAUCCAAGUCAUCGAUUCAACAGCCAUCAUCAUCAUCAUCAUCAUCCCCAGCGAUUACUAGUACACCUAUUCAACAUCAAGAAUCUACACCUGUGCAACAACCCCCCACUCAGUCGUCGUCUUCUCAGCCGACAUCCACGCAACAAACAGAGCCUAAUGCAACCAAGGAUACGCAAUCAUGGCCCCAAGCAACUACUACGGCACCAUCAUCUACAUCCAAUCAACAACAGCAACAACAAGAGCAGCCCACACAAAGCGGUCAACCUGAGCCUGUAUCAACUUCGCCACCAUCAUCUUCCAAACAACCCGUUGCUACGACAACGGAAGCAAAUGGCUAUCGACCACUCAAUGUGAAGGAUGCAUUGACGUAUUUGGACCAAGUCAAGAUUCAAUUUGCUGAUAGACCAGAAAUCUAUAACCAGUUUUUGGAUAUUAUGAAGGACUUUAAGAGCCAAUCGAUCGAUACCCCAGGUGUAAUCGAACGUGUAUCCACCUUGUUCCAAGGUCAUCCAGCAUUGAUUUCAGGAUUCAACACCUUCUUGCCACCAGGAUAUAAGAUUGAAUGUUCUGUGGAUGAACGUUCUCGCAAUGUGAUCAAAGUGACAACACCUUCUGGAACCACAGCAACGACCGAUGGUGAACCAUUAAUGCUUUCUUCGAGUUCCACCACGGGAUAUUAUCAGCAUUAUCGACGUCCAACGGGCCCUGGUUACGGUUCCCAAGAACCUGUCUCCAUGCUGUCUCAUCCCUCCAUCUCCUAUCACCAUCAAACAAGACAUCAGGAAGAUCCGCAUACACGUCGUACACCUGUCGAAUUCAAUCAUGCUAUCAACUACGUGAAUAAGAUCAAGAAUCGAUUCUCAUCCGAGCCCGAUACAUAUAAGCAGUUUUUGGAGAUUUUGCAAACCUAUCAAAAGGAUCAGCGACCCAUCCAAGAGGUGUACGCUCAAGUACAAACCCUUUUUAACGGUGCACAAGAUUUAUUGGAUGAGUUUAAGCAAUUCUUACCUGAAGCCUCGGGUGCGGAUGCGAGUGAAUCGAUGAAGGCAUUGUUUGGAACGACGGCGUAUAUGGGCAAACGUGGAUCACUUAUGACACCCGGUCUUGGCGAGUCGGCACGUAAGAAACGUAUGAGUGGAACAUCGACUGCAGGUUUAUCCAAGUUGAGCAAAAAAGACAUUCAAGUGUCAGAUGUACGUUCAGCUCCAGUGGAUAUGGGAGAAGAUGUGGAUGAUUGGCAACCUGCACAGGCGACUGUAUCAGCAGAGGAAGCAGAAUUUUUCGAUCGCGUCAAAAAGUACAUCGGCAAUAAGGCAACGUAUCGAUCCUUCUUGAAGCUACUCAAUCUCUUCAGUCAACAAAUCCUUGAUCAACAUCUCUUGGUGACACGCGUCGAAAGCUUCAUCGGUGGCAAUCGUGAGCUCUUUGAGUGGUUCAAAUCCCUUGUUGGUUAUAAUGAAAAGGAGGAGAUUGUGGAUAAUGAACCUCGUUCCAAGGAUAAGCUGGAUCUCAGUCGAUGCGAAUCUUAUGGUCCCAGCUACAGACGUGUACCUAAAGAAUGGCGUGGUGGAGUAUGUUCAGGCCGAGAUGCGUUAUGCAAUGAGGUGCUCAAUGAUCAAUUCGUGUCGCAUCCACGUUGGGCCAGCGAAGAUACCGAGUUUGUGGCAUCAAAGAAAAAUCAUUUUGAAGAAGCACUUCAUCGAGUGGAAGAAGAAAGAUAUGAUUAUGAUCUAAGCAUUGAAGCCAACUUGAACACCAUUGCAUUACUCGAACCCAUCUCCAAAAAGAUCUCAGUCAUGAAUCUUGAAGAAAAGUCAGCUUUUCGACUGCCCCCUGGCUUAGGUGGACCAUCCAAAGCCAUCUAUCAGCAUAUCAUCAAAAAGAUCUAUGGAAAGGAACGUGGCAUGGAUAUCAUUGAAUUGGUCCAUAGCAAUCCUGUUGCUACUGUUCCAAUUCUCCUCAAACGUCUCAAGCAGAAGGAUGAAGAAUGGAAACGUGCUCAGCGAGAAUGGAACAAGAUCUGGCGUGAAGUAGAGAAUCGUAAUUAUUACAAAGCGCUUGAUCAUCAAGGUGUUACAUUCAAGAACGGCGACAAAAAGACAAUGUCCAGUCAAAGCCUCUUAUCAGAAAUCGAGAACAUCCGUAAUUCACAACCUGAGAUACGUCAUUUCUCAAAGGGGAAAUCGGUUGUUGUUCAAGACGGUGCGAAUCAGUUACCACCUCAGCUAUCAUAUACAUUCCGAGAUCAGCCCACCUUUAAAGAUGUUACGCGCCUUAUUUUUUCAUUUUUGGAACGACAAGAAGUCUACAACCAGCAUGAAUGUGAUAGCGUGAGGACAUUUAUUGAGAAUCUGAUACCACUUUUGUUCGACCUUAAUGACGUCCUUCCUGAUGAGAAACUACCGGAAUGGCCUGAUCUUGAAGAUGAAGGGGAGGAUACUAUUAUGGCCGAGGCUGAUGAUGAUGCUGUUGCGCCAACCAACGACGGUGACGCUGAUUCAAGGCCACUUCCUUCGCCAUCAAAUCAACCUGAUUCAAAUGAUGAUCGCCAAACAUCACAGGAUACGGAGAUGCAAGAAAAGGAUGAAAAAGAUGCAGCACAAGGUGAAUCGGAUGCUAAGGACAACACCCAAUCCAUGGAAACAGACAAGAUCUCCACUAUCACGCUAUUUGGCAACGACAACUUGUAUUGCUUUUUGCGAUUAUUCCAGCUCGCCUAUUCUCGCUUGUUGCGCUUAAAACAAAUCGAUGCUGCUUAUCGCAAACACCCACAAAAGACAAAGAAGGAAUACAAGGCAGCAGUGGAUGUCAAUUCAGAUAACGUCACGCUACAUGGGGUGGAGAUGGAUUUCAGUCAUGGAUACUAUUAUGCAUUAUUGGACUUGGUGGAUAUCUUUUUUGACGGCUCCGUUGACCAAACCACGCUUGAAGAAUGCGCACGUUAUAUGUUUGGAACAAAGGGCUACAUGAUCUUUACGAUUGACAAAUUGGUGAUGCUCCUCGUCCGCCACGUACGACAAAUCAUUACAGAUGACCAGUCUCGGGGUUUGGUAGAGGCUUUCCAAAAGUUCAGGAACACCGAUCAAGAGCACACUGCCCAGGAACUAGCUGAAUACAAGUCAAGGGCUGAGAAAGAUAUCAUUGGUCUCGAAGAAAACAUUUACGGAUUCACUUUUGAUCCCACAACUCGGAUAUUGACAAUCCAGUUAUUGGACGAAGAGGAUUAUGCAUUGGAGACGGAUGCACGCAUUGCAUACAACUCGUAUGUUGUGGAUUUUGCCGACUUUAAUGUACCGACAGCUGGAUUAGAUCCCUCUGCACUAAGGAAACAAUUCUUAAAAAGAAACAUUAAUGGAAAACGUGAGCGAGAAGACAAUGACGCCUAUGUGUAUCCGGGAAUGCAAUACAAGAUCAGCAAAGAAUCGUAUCACAUGUUUUAUAUCAUCGAUACCGAGGAUGCCUUUAUCCGUAAACGAAAGCAACGACGAUCAGACGCAUCUACUAUUGAACAACGACAAAAGCAAUGGGCUUCAUGGCUGGAAUCAGAGAAUGGAUGGCAUCGCAACAUUGAGAACAAGAACCAAGCACAAAACGAAGCCAAAGCUUUAUUGGAAGGGAAACCAAAAGCAGCAUCCAACGGUGAUGAAAAGCCUCCUGCAUCACCAGACAUGCAGCAUCAAACAACAUCUUCUAGCACACCUCCAUCAUCAACCAUACCAUCAUCAUCUUCCCCUCGACCCGAACACCCUUCCACCCCCACAAAAACACCUGUUGAACCAGGAGCAUAG
Messenger RNA from Lichtheimia ornata, 4140 nucleotides. RefSeq lists its product as uncharacterized. The transcript has 14 exons. Lineage: Eukaryota; Fungi; Mucoromycota; Mucoromycetes; Mucorales; Lichtheimiaceae. Gene Ontology annotation, cellular component: Sin3-type complex; chromatin. The record is from RefSeq and is a predicted model, not a curated record. Gene Ontology annotation, molecular function: transcription corepressor activity. Bases 1 to 4140 code for a protein of 1379 amino acids. Gene Ontology annotation, biological process: negative regulation of transcription by RNA polymerase II.